Messenger RNA from Colius striatus (speckled mousebird), 496 nucleotides. RefSeq names its product cathelicidin-2-like. Gene Ontology annotation, biological process: defense response to Gram-positive bacterium; innate immune response; defense response to Gram-negative bacterium. Bases 20 to 496 code for a protein of 158 amino acids. Gene Ontology annotation, cellular component: extracellular region. Gene Ontology annotation, molecular function: lipopolysaccharide binding. NCBI's taxonomy places the organism in Eukaryota, Metazoa, Chordata, Aves, Coliiformes, Coliidae. The record is from RefSeq and is a predicted model, not a curated record. The transcript is spliced from 4 exons.
GGUGCCGGUGGGGACAAGGAUGCUGAGCUCCUGGGCGCUGGUGCUGGCGGUGCUGGGGGGGGCCUGUGCCCUCCCCGCCCCCGCUCCCCUCCCCUACACCCAGGCUCUGACUCAAGCCAUCGACUCCUACAACCAACGCCCCGACGUGCAGAACGUCUUCAGGCUGCUCAGCGCCGAGCCCGAGCCCGCCCCGGGUGUCGAGCUGAGCACCCUGAAAGCCCUCAACUUCAGCAUGAUGGAGACAGAAUGUGUCCCCGGCGACCACCUGAACCCCGACGACUGCGACUUCAAGGAGAAUGGGGUCAUCAAGGAGUGCUCAGGGCCGGUGAAACUCCUGCAGAGCUCCCCUGAGAUCGACCUGAGCUGCACCGACGCCUCCUCCAACCCGGUGCUGGUGCAACGCGGCCGCUUCGGGCGCUUCCUGCGCCGCAUCCGGCGCAUCCGGCCCUCCAUCAGCUGGAGCGUCCACGCUCGGGGCAAAGUGCGGUUGGGCUGA